AAGGAGUGGAAGUGGGAGCAGAUUUCUGCUCAUAAAAGAUUCAGAUCAACUGGCGUCAGGAGCAAUAGUUACAGUCAUCCCAAUGGAAAGGACAUCAGUUUCAUUCGGAUUUAUUUGAUCUGAGAAUAUAUCCCAUUCUUUGUGUCAUUAGUUACAAAGAUGUUGAUGACGGAAGAAACUAAGUUAAUGUGUUUCUAGGAUUCUGUACGGCUGGGAGUUGCUUCGUAUCCUAGACUAAAGGAAGUUGGAAAGAUCAGACUACUGCGUGAAUAUAAUCGUACAUUUUUCUUGUUUCAUUUUCCCCAUCCUCAGGCUGUUGAGAGAGAGAGUUGCCACCGUUUACCAUGGUCACUUUGAGAGAGGGUGAUCAUGUGUGGCUGGAGCUGAAAACAGCGAGUGAGUUCAACGUGCCAAUUGGAGCGGUUGUCAAGCUAGCAGAAUCAGGAAAGGUUCUGGUGUUGGACGAUGAAGGGAAGGAACGCUGGUUUAGUGGAAAGGACGUUAAAAAGAUCAAGCACAUGCACCCUACCUCGAUUAAUGGAGUGGAGGACAUGAUCCGUAUUGGGGACCUGGAUGAAGCAGGAAUACUACGCAAUCUCCACAUCAGAUAUAAUGAGACCAUCAUUUAUACCUACAUCGGCUCUAUCCUGAUUUCUGUGAAUCCCUACCAGCUGCUCCCAAUCUAUACCGUUGACCAGAUCAAUCUCUACACCAAUAAGCGUAUUGGAGAGCUGCCACCUCAUGUCUUUGCCAUUGCUGACAACUGUUACUUUAACAUGAGAAAAAAUAAGCAGAAUCAGUGCUGUAUCAUAAGUGGGGAAUCUGGAGCAGGGAAGACAGAAUGUACCAAGCUGCUCUUGCAGUUUCUCACUGCAAUUAGUGGGCAACAUUUAUGGAUUGAACAGCAGAUCUUGGAGGCAAAUCCUAUUCUAGAAGCUUUUGGAAAUGCGAAAACCGUAAAAAAUGAUAAUUCCAGUCGCUUUGGAAAAUACAUAGACAUCCACUUCAAUGAUGAGGGGAUCAUUAUGGGAGCAAGGAUAGAGCAGUACUUACUGGAGAAGUCCCGGGUCUGCCAACAGGCUCCAGAAGAGAGAAAUUACCACAUAUUCUACUGUUUGUUGAUGGGAAUGAGCGCAGACCAAAAGAAACUCCUCAAUUUAGGUACAGCAGGUGAAUAUAAGUACCUAACCAUGGGUAACUGCACAAGUUGUGAAGGACAAGAUGACGUUAGACACUAUGCACACAUCCGCUCAGCCAUGAAAAUCCUGAUGUUCUCAGACAUUGAGCAGUGGGAAAUCAACAGGCUCUUGGCUGCCAUUCUACACCUGGGCAACCUGGAACUCGAAGAGGCUGUAUAUAAUAACUUGGAUUGUUGUGAACUUCGGGAGUCAAUUCAUCUCACCAUGGCAACAAAUUUACUUGCGGUGAACUCAGUGGAUUUGGGGAAUGGACUGACCAGGCGAUCCAUCAUUACCAGAGGAGAAAGCCUCACCACCCCAAUGAGCAAAGUGCAAGCUUCUGGUAAUCGAGAUGCACUUGUGAAGGGGAUAUAUGGCCACCUUUUUGUGUGGAUUGUGAAUAAAAUCAAUGCUGCAAUCUACAACCUACCUUCAAAUCGUUCGCGAGACGUCCACAGAACGAUAGGAUUACUGGAUAUCUUUGGCUUUGAGAACUUCAAGACAAACAGCUUCGAGCAGCUGUGCAUCAACUUUGCCAAUGAGCACUUGCAGCAGUUCUUUGUGCGGCACAUCUUUAAGCAGGAACAGGAAGAGUACAAGCGGGAGAAGAUUGGCUGGCAACACAUUGAUUUCAUCGACAACCAAAAGACACUGGAUGUCAUUGUCAACAAACCGAUGAACAUCAUGUCCAUCAUUGACGAAGAAAGCAAGUUUCCAAAGGGUACUGAUUCCACAUUGCUAGUCAAGCUGAACUCUCUGCACAGCAAGAGCAAUGUCUACAUCCCACCCAGGAGCUCUCAUGAUCCAAUGUUUGGCAUUUCUCACUUUGCAGGAGUGGUGUUUUACCAGGCUAAAGGUUUUCUUGAGAAGAACAGAGAUCAGCUGAGCACCGAUGUCAUUCAGCUCAUGCACGCUUCCCGGAAUAAAUUCCUCAAGACAAUUUUCCAAGUGAGCACCAGAUCAACUCAUGGGAAGACCGGCAACCAUAUCCAAAUCAACACUAGCAAUUCCAUGAAGGGAACUGACAACCAUAAGCAUCUCACCACACUCGGCAAACAGUUCAAACAAUCGUUGGAUGACCUCAUGAAAACUUUGGGUGCCUGUCAGCCUUUCUUCAUCCGCUGUAUCAAACCCAAUGAAUUCAAAAAACCCUUGCUGUUUGAUCGGGAAUUGUGUGUUCGGCAAUUGCAGUAUUCUGGAAUGAGAGAGACAAUCUACAUCCGCAAGUCUGGCUAUCCCAUUAGAUAUAGCUUCCUCGAUUUUGUGGACCGAUACAAGGCUUUAUUGCCUUCAUCAAAGUGGAGCAUGAAGGAGGAGAAAGUUCAAUCAUGCUGCAAACAGAUUGUAACCUCAGCGAUUGGAGCGGACAGUGAUUGGAAAAUAGGGAAAACAAUGAUCUUCAUGAAGGAUGAGCAAGAAUUGGUGCUCGAGCUCAAGCGAGGCAAAAUCUUAACAACAAAAGCUCUGAUCAUUCAGAAAGCGCUACGUGGGUUCAAAGACAGGAAGAAUUUCCUGAGGCAGCGCCGCUCAGCCUUGCAGAUACAGAGCUACUGGAGAGGAUAUCAGAGUCGUAAGAAGUGCGUAGAGAUGUCUCUGGGUUUUGAAAGGUUGCAGGCAUUUUGCCGAGGCCGCAUGGUUGCCAAACGAUACAAAAUGGCACAAAAUCACAUCAUCCUGCUUCAGGCCCGCUGCCGGGGGUACUUGGUACGGCAAGACAUGGUCAAGCGUUUGGAAGCCUUGACCACUAUCCAGGCCUACACCAGAGGGCUGCUGAUACGAAAGAGUUACCGGAAAAAGAAGAGAGAUGUUCAAAGGCGUCUUGAGGCAGAGAAGCUUUGCGCUGCAGAGGAGAUGCGUCUUGCGAAGGUGGUGGGCCUAACAAAAGCUAGAGAAGAAGCUAUGAAACGACAGAAGGAACAUUUGGGGAGAUUGGAACAGCAGGAUGAGGAGAAUGAGAGACUGAGAAGAGAACGGUAUUUAUCCCAGCAAGAUAAGAAUGAAUCUCUUAACGACCUUGAUUUGGUUGACAACAUCUUCGGCUUUUUACCCAGUGUGAUCGCAGGCCAAGAAGGAUUUGAGGACUUGGAAGAGAAACGCGAGAAACUUGAGGAGUCUGAUUUGGACGAUUACCCUCUUUCACAAGAGGAAGAGGAUGAUCUUGCCCGAUACACCUUCCCAAGCUUUGCUGCCACCUACUUCCAAGGAUCCGUGACUCACACUCAUUCUCGUAAACCACUCCGUCACCCACUACUGUUCCAUGAUGAUGAAGUUGACAUUCUAGCUUCUUUGGCAGUCUGGAAUAUUAUCCUAAGGUUCAUGGGAGAUCUUCCGGAGCCCAAACAAUACACCCAGAAAUCUGAGCCGAGGAAUGACUCCUCCAUCAUGACACAGAUAUAUGACAGUCUCGGCAAGAAGAGCCAAGUCCGCAUGUCCUCAAAGACAUCUGUAUAUGAGAGCCAGAGUCAAAAAGGGAACUUCAAAAAAAUGGCGCUCUUGAAUCUAAAGCAUUCUUCCAAAUCAACAGGAAAGGCGGCAUCUAAUGAAACCAUUGGAAAGGAAAUACUAUUGGGUGAGAGUCCUAUCUCAGACAGGCCAAUGUCAAACCUACAAAAGCUUCAUUUCAUUGUUGGGAAUGCCAUCGCCAGGCCUGACAUCAGGGAUGAGAUUUAUUGUCAGAUCUGUAAGCAGCUGUCUGAGUGCUACAACAAGAAUAGUUUCGCCAGAGGCUGGAUUCUCAUGUCCCUCUGCAUUGGCUGUUUUCCGCCUACAGAAAAGUUUAUCAAGUACCUGCUUAACUUCAUUCAAAAUGGACCUUCUGGAUAUGCCCCAUACUGCAGGGAAAGGCUGCAACGUACAUCUGCGAAUGGAGCUCGGACUCAGCCACCAAGCUAUCUGGAGCUUGAGGCAACCAAAUCAAAGAAGCCAAUAAUGCCACCAGUGAGGCUGAUGAAUGGAUUGAGACACACAGUCCCAAUAGACUCUGCCACCACAGCCAAUGAGAUGUGCAAGUAUCUCUCAGAGAAAAUUGGAUUGAAGGAUUCUUUUGGAUUUUCAAUCUACGUCUCGCUGUAUGAUAAAGUCUUCUCUCUUGGUAACGGCAAGGAUCACAUAAUGGAUGGCAUCUCGCAAUGUGAGCAGUACAUGAGGGAGCAAGGCGGGCAGGAACGCCAUACCCCGUGGAGGCUUUUCUUCCGGAAGGAGAUCUUCACACCCUGGCACGACUGCACUGAGGAUGCUGUCAGCACAGACCUCAUCUAUCACCAGCUCAUCCGAGGGAUUAAAUAUGGGGAAUAUCAGUAUGAAAAGGAAGAAGAACUGGGAGAUAUUGCUGCUAAACACUAUUACGUGGAGUUUGGAAUGAACAUGAGCACUGAGAAAGCACUGAAGGUCAUGUCUGCCUGUGUCCCAGAUAAACUCAUCAAGAGCAAAUCAGGAGAUAAAUGGUGCCAACAGAUAACCACAACUCAUGCCAAGGCAUUCAGCAUCAAUAGACCAACAACGCUCGAGCUCAAGGAACAGCUGGUCAAUUUUGCUCGCUUGAAGUGGCCGCUUAUGUUCUCUAGAUUUUUUGAAGCGUCAAAGUUUUCAGGACCCAGCCUGCCAAAGAACCAGAUAGUGUUGGCCGUUAACUGGGUAGGUGUUGCUUUUGUUGAUGAAAAGGAAAGAAUCCUUUUGAAACGAUCCUUCCCAGAAAUUAUCGGCGUAAACACAAACAGGGCUGCGAAGCUGUGUGGACAGAGCAUCACUCUGAACACACUGCAAGGGGAGGAGUACACUCUGACAUCGGGAUACGCAGAAGACGUUGCUGAUCUGAUAGUGAUGUUUCUAAACGGUUUGAAGAAGAGGGCAGAAUACGCAGUAGCGAUCCACAGCAGCCCGAGAAAAGAUGAUCCCAUAUUCCUAAAAAUUGAGAAAGGUGAUUUGAUUACGUUGUUUAAAGACGAGGAGAUAUCUGAGCACAGUGCCUGGGUUCAAGGGAGGAAUGAACGCACCAACCAAUCUGGCAAUGUCUCUCUGGACCUUAUCUGGAUCAUUCCUACUCUUAUGAAACCCUCACCGGAAGUGCUGAACUUGAUACUUAUGUCCCCUGAUCAACGGCGAGAAGCAGCACGAAAGGUGGAGGAGCCAGACGUGAAGAUCAAGCUAUAUACACUAGAGGAAUUCUCCUAUGAUCAUUUCAGACCUCCAGCAAAAGAGUCUGUGAGCAGAGUGGUGCUUCCAAAGGCUCGAGCAAAGGACCGAAUUUGGGCUUGUUCUCGUGAACCUCUCAAACUCCCUUUACUGAAGAGAAUCUGCGCAGAUCCAGACAUGGUGCGGGAGGCCUGCCAAGCUUUCAUUGCCAUAAUGAAGUAUAUGGGGGAUUAUCCAGCCAAGCAAGCCAAGGCAGCCAGUGAGUUGACCGAUCAGAUUUUCUUUGCAGCAAUGCAGGAGGAAUCAAUCCAGGAUGAGAUCUACUGCCAGAUCCUGAAGCAGAUGACAGAUAACAACAACAGGUACAGUAUUGAAAUGGGUUGGCAACUGCUGUGGCUUUGUACCGGCCUCUUCUUUCCCAGCCCAGUGCUGCAACCUCACGUCCAGAAGUUCCUGGAAACACGUCGGAAGGACCAGCUAGCUGCUGAAUGUAUUCAGCGAUUGCACAAAAUUAAGAGGAGUGGUGCUCGUAAGGAGCUGCCCCACAUGGUGGAGGUGGAGGCCAUCCAGCACUGGAGCACCAAGAUCCUACACAAGAUCUACUUCCCGAAUGACACCAGCGAGAUUUUCGAGGUUUUCACCAGCACCAAAGCGAAAGAACUCUGUGCAAAUAUCACCAAGAAGUUGAACCUCAACGCUUCUGAUGGCCUCAGUCUGUUUGUGAAAGUGGCUGACAAGGUGAUGAGUAUUCCUGAAGGGGAUUUCUUCUUUGAUUAUGUGAGGAAAGUGACAGAUUGGGCAAAGAGAGACAAGCCAGUAAAGGACGGUGCAUCUGUCUCAAUGCCAUACCAGGUGUUGUUCUUGAGGAAGCUGUGGCUGAAUAUAGUUCCUGGUCGGGAUCUCAAAGCAGAUUUGAUCUUCCAUUUCCCACAGGAACUACCGAAAUACUUGCGAGGUUACCACCAGUGCACUAAGGAAGAUGCAGUUCAGAUGGGUGCAUUCCUUUAUAAAGCAAAGUUUGACAACGACAGGUUCCAGUUUGUUAAUAUUCCUAAAAUGCUGAAGGAGUUGGUUCCUGAAGACAUGGUUCGGGCGAUGUCAGCAGAGGAAUGGAAGAAGGCAAUUGUCGCGGCAUACAACAAACACGCUAGUAAAUCAACAGAAGAUGUGAAGGUGUCUUUUCUCAAAUUCGUGUUCCGUUUGCCCACUUUCGGAUCAGCUUUCUUCGAAGUGAAGCAAACCUCUGAACCUGGUUUUCCAGAAAUUGUGCGGAUAGCCAUCAACAAGCAAGGAGUGAUACUGAUGAACCCCAGAACAAAGGAAACUUUAGUGACUCAUCCGUUUAACAAAAUCUCCAACUGGUGCAGCGGAAGCACGUACUUCCACAUGUCAGCGGGCAAUCUGAUGCGAGGUGGAAAGCUUCUCUGUGAGACUUCUCUGGGUUACAAAAUGGAUGACCUCCUGACAUCCUACGUCAGCAUGUAUUUACCUUCUGUUAAACAACGAACAGCCCGAUACGCAGCCUGAUGUGAAAUGGGAUGCUUUGGACUCAAAACUACUAGUGCCAUGGAAAUGCUCAGAAUAAAGGUGCCUUUCCUCCUCUUUUCCCCCCAAUUCUUACCCACCCGUCGAAUCCCGGUAGAAUUGUACUUGAAAUCAACCUGUGAGAAUACUGUGGAACAGCAUUUUUCUAACAGACAAUGUGAUCAGAGUUCAAUCAAUUGUGACUUGCUCCUGAAGUGAUUGAUAUUGAUAGAUUUUUUUUUAAUCGAGGCCUUGGCCCCUUUUUGUGCUUUUAAACAUUUUCCUCUGCUCCCUACUCUGUGUUUACCCAAACCCACAUAAAUAGACCUCCACCUACCCAUUAGCCCUAUUAUUACUCACCACAGCACCGCUACACUCUCAUCAUUACACAUUAUUAUUAUUAUAUGUACCCUUACCCACAUUACCUUUCACAGCAGAGACAAAGGGCCACAGGGUUUGCCUUCAUGUACAGUAUAUAUUUAUAUAAAGAUAGCCAUUGUGUAAAAUACAUACAGUAACUUACAUACUGUCAGAAAAAAACAUUGGAUCCCUAAUGUAUACAAAGCAGAAAAAGCAAAUACAGGUAAAGGUGGUGUCAAUGUAGAACAUCUUUCAUGCCGUCUAUGUGGACAGUUGUACCCUGAAUAUCUGUAGCUGAUCAUUCACCCUGUCUGAAGGAGUGAAAGCCAGUCUACGUGCACUUGAACAUUUAUGUGGGGCCCAGUCUGAUUACAUAGCUGGGCAGUUUCCAACAACAUGACUGCAGAUGUCUGCAAAUGGGGCCUAGGGAACAUGGAUGUAUGUGUACAAUUAUAGAUCUGUGUGAUUCCCAAGUGUCCAACUGUGGACAAGUCCGACUGGGAGCAAUUGUGGAACUGUUCAGUUUUCACCACCUGUGAUUAUGAUGAUCCCAUGUGAUUUUUUUAACUUGUGUGCUCAGUGAGAGAGAAAAUAUACUGAGCUGUAGACUUCAAUCCCCAUCGAACCAGAAGAUGGGUUCAAUGAAUCAUUUUGUAUUUUCAAUUCAACGGACAGUGUGCUAAGUGGAAAUAUGUGGUUUUACUGUGUUAUCAUCUGAACUCAGCCUUUCAGAGAGCCUAGGACACUGUUUUCUCUGUAUGGAUUCAUUGCCUUUCAUUAUACGGAAUUCAUUGAACGUGUCAAUAUUACUGCAUUGCUGAAUUUCUAUGACUCGUGCAUUGUUUAGUGCUGCGGCCAAGAUUCUUUGUAUUUGGGAAUCAUGAAAUAAAAUAGUUUCAAAAUGAAA
This is a messenger RNA of Callorhinchus milii (elephant shark), 8100 nucleotides long. RefSeq names its product unconventional myosin-VIIa. The record is from RefSeq and is a predicted model, not a curated record. Gene Ontology annotation, cellular component: cytoskeleton; myosin complex. The transcript is spliced from 48 exons. NCBI's taxonomy places the organism in Eukaryota, Metazoa, Chordata, Chondrichthyes, Chimaeriformes, Callorhinchidae. The coding region runs from base 345 to 6836 and encodes 2163 amino acids. Gene Ontology annotation, molecular function: ATP binding; protein binding; cytoskeletal motor activity.